Messenger RNA from Kockovaella imperatae, 5916 nucleotides. RefSeq lists its product as hypothetical. The coding region runs from base 1 to 5916 and encodes 1971 amino acids. Lineage: Eukaryota; Fungi; Basidiomycota; Tremellomycetes; Tremellales; Cuniculitremaceae. The record is from RefSeq and is a predicted model, not a curated record. Gene Ontology annotation, molecular function: protein binding. The transcript has 8 exons.
AUGCUGGACAGCAACUCCUUUGGUGCUCUGGACAUGGACCAGAAUGCUGAAGCUGGACCAAGCAGACGACGAAUGGACGGGGACGAAGUGGACGCCGAUUGGCUUCGACUUGUCAAGACGAAUCACGAUGUUUAUGUCAGAGUAUCAGACAAGGUUGAUGUUGGCAGUCUACCCCAGGAAUGCAACCUGAUGGCGAUCUCAAAUUUAUAUGAUUUGUUGAUUGUCGGGUCGAAUACAGAUAUACGGAUACAUCGUUUGUCAGAUGUACACAAACUGCUUGAAGAUACGCCUAAAGAUGCUUCCCCAACGUCGACUCCAGCUUAUACCGUGCCAUUACCUUCUCGACCCAUAUGGAUCAGACUUGCGAUGCGAGAGGAACGCCUGAUCGUGGGACUCGAAGGUAGAGGAGUGCAGAUGUUUCGGCUGUCGGACAUUGUUGGCGGCAAUACUACUCCAUAUCAUACUUUCAGCGAUGGCCUGCCAAAUCACCUCCUGGACAUUCUGCCCAACCCUGCCCCUUCCAAUGAAGAAUUGUCACAUCACGUCGCAUUCUUGUCCUCAAAUUCGCUAAUCUUUGGAAACCUCGAGACUUGUCGACAAGCUUCACCCAUAAAUGGCCCCUUCUCCGCUGCAAGCUGGUCCGCGAAAGGCAAGCAGAUCGUCGUUGGAACCUCAGAGGCCAGGCUGGUCCAGUACACUCCAGAUGGCACUCCAAAGGCCGAGAUUCCUCCGCCACCUGAACUAGAAGAAGGCUUUCAGGCGGUCUUCAUACAGUGGCUCGAGAACGACCUUUUCUUUGUUGGCUAUGCCAACCCCUCUGGACAACUGGAUGAUCCAUUGGACAUAUACAUCAUACAUCGGCAACGAUCCACUUUCUUCUUCACCAAAUUCUUCGAUCCGAACGAUGUGCUCGGCUUACAAGGCCGUUCAAGCUUAUAUCGCCAUUUUGCCAGUCUCAAAGCUUGGGGAAGUGACACGAAGCACUUGGCCUUUAUGAUCUCUGGUCUCGCCUCGGAGAUAGGAGUCAUGCGAGGUCGAGACUCCGAACAACCCUCUGAACCACCGCAGUGGGAAUUGUUGAUUUUGGAUGAAACCUCUCGAGGUGUUAUGCCUGCUGCUAAAGCCGGCCGAGACGAUACGUCUGUUCUCGGCUUGGCCCUGGAUUUGACCACGUCAAAACCGAUAAUCAGGGGCAUACAAGGUGGAAUCGAGCUGCCUGAAUUGCCGCCUCCGCCAAGGGUCAUCGCGUAUAGUCAAGAGGGCUUCAUUGUGUCAUUCAAUGUACAAUACGAAUCCGCUGGCUCUUAUCCCGGGAUGCUCAAGCCCUCGCAGCUCCCGAGUCAAACUCGUACAUCAGAGACGCCCGAUACCACGAUGGACACAGGUAUCGAUACACUUGAUGCACUUGCAGAAAACCCUGAACUCCCGGAAGCCUCAGGCCUGAGUGGGUUCGGUGCGUCCUCGUUCGGCUCGGCAUUUGGUUCCACAAGCCAGUCCGACGGGGUACCAACCGGCACCUCAGCUUCUGACCAGUCUACGAAAGCUUCCUCACCAUUCUCGCAGUUUGGAUCUUCAGCUUUCGGACAGACAACCACUCCGUCAGGUACGCCCGCCAAACCACCACCUGUCCAGGCUUUUGGUCAAUCUGGAUUCGGCGCUUUUGCAACAUCGACAACGCCGACGGGAUCAUCGUCUUCAACCUUCGGUCAGUCUGCCUUCGUCUCCGCGUCUUCGACGACACCUGCCAAAUCACCUGCAACGGCUUUUGGCCAACCGGCAUUCGGUCAGUCAGCUUUUGGCCAAUCAACCACUCCUUCGGGUACGCCGGCAAAGACAACCUCUUCCGCUUUUGGUCAAACUGCAUUAGCAGGCUCAUCUGAUGGAUCUGUGCGACCUACUUUUGGUCAAUCUACUUUUGGGCAAACAUCGUCUAAUGCCUCUCCGGCAUUUGGACCUAUCUCGUCCUCCUCUGCAUUUGGACAGUCUGCUUUUGGUCAAGCUCCGAAGCCUGCCUUUGGAUCGUCUCCAUUCUCCGCCUCUGCGCCUCACUCUGACUCGGUCCCGUCUGCUUUUGGGCAGACAACGAGCCCUUCGCCAAGCUCCUCUGCUUUUGGCCAGGCUGCUUUAUCGACAUCUGCAUUUGGGAAGUCUGCCUUUGGUCCUGUAGCCUCAACCUCAGCAUUUGGGCAAGCCUCCGGCCCAUCGUCCUCAUCGCCUUCAGCUUUCGGAUCCUCCUCAUUUGGCAAGCCAGCGACUACUCAGUCUCCUCAGACAGGCUCGUCGCCUGCUGCUUUCGGAUCGUCCUCAUUUGGUCAAUCCGCAUCCCUAGGCCCGAGCUCGACUUUUGGUCAAUCAACCUUUGGGCAAUCUGGCAAACCGAAUCCGUUUGGACAAUCGGCUUUCGGUCAGAGCUCUGGAUCCAGCGGUUCAGCAUUCGGAGCGAUACCGUCUUCGUCUAGCUCGCUGGGCUUUGGUGCAUUCAGCAAUUCGAAGUCUGGCACUGUUUUUGGUUUCGGAGCAAAGCCUUCUGACCACGCUGGCAGUUCCGGCGUCUCAAGCACUCCUCAGGCGUCACCUUUCGGGGGUGGUAGUAGUGCAAGUGCUUUUGGGUCGGCUGGCGCGUUCGGGUCUGGGCCUUCCCCAUUUACGACGCCUGCUCCUGCUGUCUUUGGUGGGCAUCAGGACCCAGGACAACCUACCAGGUCCGGGACAGUCACGAAAUCUGAGCCAACGCCUGAGCCUGAGCCAGUAGUCAAGUCUGACCCAUCGCCGCCACUCCCAGUCUCGCCUGUGCGCUCGCCGACGACCUCUUCCCUCAGCCCCAAACCUGAGCCGGUCGAGGAUGACUUCGGAUUCGGCGGGUUCGCUUCAGCUUUGUCGACCAAUACUUCUGUGCCGGGGCUGGCAGAUUCACCACCGUCUUCGCCAAAGGGACAGAGUGGAAAGCCUCCGGGCUUAGAAGAUGACGAUUCUCCUCCAGCGUCUCCACAGGAUACAACUGACCGUCCCGCUGUCCUUGCUUCGGCUGCUCCCACUUCUUCAUUCAUUAAGCCUGCCACGGCGUUCGCUGGUGCAACAUCGUCUGGUUUUGGCGCCUUCGGGGCUCAGACAAAGUCUACAGGGGCAGUGAAUGCCUUCAGCAGCUCAUCCUCUUCGGGUCCCGCCUCUGCUCCGCCCUCUGCUUUUGGCACCUCGUCCUUAGGCAAGCCAUCAGCGCCAUCUACUGGCUCAGCCUUCGGUCAGUCUGCAUUUGGAAAGCCCUCCGUGCCGUCCGCUGGCCCAGCCUUCGGCCAGUCUGCCUUCGGCAAACCAUCCAUGCCGACUGCGGUUGGACAACAAUCAGCCUCGACUCAGAGCGCAUUCGGGUCUCCCGCCGCGUCCGGCGCGAUCACGGGUGGUUUCGGAGCAUUCGCUAGCAAAUCCACUGAGAAAAAUGACGGCAAGCCUGUUUUCGGAGGCUUUGGCGGAUUCGCUUCUGCGGCCACAGGUGGAAAGUCUGCGUUUGCUGUGUCCGGAGGGACAGGCAGAUCGUCUUCGUCGAUCUUUGGUCCGUCGACAUCAGAGUCACCUGCCGUCAAGCUCAAGGAGGAGCGGAAAAAUCCAGAAUCGACAGAUACACCUUCGCUCAAAGCAGUCCCGGGGCCUUCAAGACUUGCUAGUGAUAGUGAGAGUGGAAGCGAAGCAUCUUCGGAUGAGGCAGCGACAUCUCCUCAGCAGGCAGCUGCAGGCGAACUGCCCGUGGGGACUUCUGAAGCCCUGCCCCGGGAGGAGGUGUCGACCAUCGAUGGAACGCUAUCGAACCGUGAGAAGUCAGAUGCUAUUGACGCAAAAUCUGACCAAGACGGGGUCGCCGGUGCACUGUCAGACGAAGACGCCGAUGAAGAAGGCUUCGACGAGGACGACUAUGACGAAGACGAGGUAGAUUACGAAGAUGAGGACGAGGACGAGGAGGAGUACGACGAAGAAGAAGAAGAAGAAGAAGAAGAAGAAGAAUAUGACGAAGAGGACGAGCCAGCCGAUGAAGAGGUCGAAGACGAUGAAGUAGCGCGCAACGGCGGGAGUGAGACCAGUGACGACGCUGCCGCGCAAGGAACCCAUCUUCGACGUCAUUCGAGUUCCGUCGAGCCCGAUUUGCCAUCCAUCGUGGAGGAAGAGGAGGGUCCAGAAGAAGAGGCGGAGGAGGAAUCUGCGACUCGCAAGAGUCCCAAAUCGCCGCCUCCCUGGUUCACGAAACCAUCCGCAGACGCCUCAUCUGCCAAUUCCCUAUUUUCACGUAUUGGCCCAACGCCUAACCAACCUUUGUUCGGAUCCAAUCAGAAGAAUCUUGGCAGCUUCGGCUUGAAGCACGCUGCCCGCACCAGCUCGCCGCUGGGGACAAACCCGCCUUCUGUGCCCUCUAUACAUGAGACCAGCACGCCACCAGAGUCGCCAGCAGCGGUGGCUGCUCCCAACAUUGUAGAUCAGCGGAAACCAGGAUCAGGAUUAGGUCUUGGUCGACCUGGUGCGCAACCAGUCGCCGCCGCCACGACAACUUCUGCACCGUUCUCUUUCGGUGACCUCGGUAAAUCCACAGCGACGAUCGCCACUCCCUUGCCUUCCGCUGCACCCCCGCCUGUUCCGAAGGAGUUCACAAUCUCCUCUCGAGUUCCUCACAAAAGGCCGACUCCGAGCAGGUCUACCGGUCAAAAAACCAUGUCUGCGGUCUUGGAGCGCAUGAUCCUGGAGAUGUCGGACGAUAUCGAUAGCGUCAAGGAUAUGUUGCAGAGCAACAAGGACUACCAUGCCAAAUUCGACAUCCCUGGCUUUGCAAAGCUAUCAUUGGCUAAUAUAUCAGAACACAAGGCGAUCCCUUUCACCUCAUUGAAAGAUAUGCCUGCCAUCGUCAGCGACAUUUCGGCUCAAUUAAGACACGGGACAGAGUCGAACCAAUUGGCAUCGGAAAAAAUGGCAGAAUUGCAAUCGCAGAUGCUCAAGAGCGACAUGAAAACCGGUCAGGUAGACAGAUAUCUCGAUGCUAGAAAGGAUCCCGACCUCGUUGCCAGAAAUAAAGCCGGUGAUCCAUCACCUGACCAAGCUGCGAUCACUCUAAAGCUCGAAAGCUCCAUUUCCGAGAUCGAAUCGCAGAUGAGAAGGUUAAGGAAGUCGCUGGAUAGGCUGCACGAUCGGCCCUCUACAGAGGAUCGUGCUAGGGCCAGGAAUGAAUCACUCGGAGAACUGCGACGAUCAUACCAAAAAGUCGAGCUUGCAAUCCGGGAUCAACUGGACAACGUCGAUGAUCUCGCGGAUAGGAUCGCGCAAAUCAAAUUCACGACGCCGCCUCGCUUCCACACGCCUGAGAAGGCGUCGCCUGGUCCAUUGGCUCGGCGGUCGCGCACCAGCAUGACUCCAUCACUACAUGUUCAGGAGUAUCACAUUCCCGAAGCGAUUAUGCGAGAAAUGAAACAGGACGAGAGGUCGAGAGCGGAGUGGAACGUCAUACUCGACAGGAUCAAGGAGGUUCCACUGAUCGAUAUGUACGAGCUGCAGGGACGAAGACGACCGAUUAAUAUGGAUGACUUACCUGAACCAGGAACAUAUGUGGCAGAAAUCAAAGCUGAACCGAGCGCGGCCACCUCUUCUGUGGAUCAUCCGCCGCCUGCAGCCCCCUCGUUCUCUGGCUUUGGCGGGAUCAGCUUCAGUUUGGACGCCGGAGUGCCCGCCUCAGUCGCCAGAUCAGGUCACAGUGGACGUGGUGGUGCCGGUGGAUCACGCCGCAGUCACGCGUCUGCGCCUAAGCUCCAUUCAAGCGGUACGGCCCCGACACUGGGGGACUCGAGCGCUUCGCUGUUUGGCUCGUUCAACCCACCACCAACUGAUCAGCCAAAAGGAAAAGAUGCGCCAUCAGGCUUUGUCAGCUUUAGCGGGUUUGGCAAGUAG